Humulus lupulus (European hop) is the source of this 945-nucleotide messenger RNA. RefSeq lists its product as uncharacterized. The transcript has a single exon. The coding region runs from base 1 to 945 and encodes 314 amino acids. NCBI's taxonomy places the organism in Eukaryota, Viridiplantae, Streptophyta, Magnoliopsida, Rosales, Cannabaceae. The record is from RefSeq and is a predicted model, not a curated record.
AUGGCCCUCAAAGCCAACAACGAAGCCAUACAGUGCAAAGUUUUCUCCACUACUUUCUCUAGGCCGGCCCUGCUGUGGUUCAGGCAAUUGAAACCUGGUUCUGUCAACAGUUUUGGUGACCUCCGUAGAGCCUUUCUCCAACAGUACAGUGAUAACCGUGAGGCACCAAGAACAAUGGCAGAUCUCUAUCGGAUCGAGCAAGGGGAAAAUGAACAUCAAAAGUCAUACCUACAGCGUUUCAUUGAACUCGUGCAUCAGAUCCAUGAUGUCGACCCAGUCACCAUGGCUAAUCUCUUCGUCAAAAUUUUGCAGGUGGGAUCUCUCUUACACGAAUUCCUCACCAUGACACCACCUUAUGACAUGGCUGAGAUUCAGAUCCGUGCCGAAGGAGUCUUCAGAGUCUUGGAAUUUCAAGAGUGUGCAAAGAAAAAAUCCGCACUUAUCUCCGCUCCACCAGCGAAUAACCCUCCUCCCCCGCCUACAAGGGACGAAAAGAUGAAGAGACAGGAAACAGACCACACGAAAGAAGGGAAAAGGCGUAGACAGAAUCGAGAAUCACCACGAUAUCCCUCCUUCGAAUACACCAUCCCCCAGGAAGUCAUUUAUGAAGAGAAUAAAGACAGACCCAUCUGGAGUGAGCCGUACAAGAUUACCACUCCUCCCGACAGAAGAGAUAAAAACAGGUACUGCCUCUUCCACAAAGAUCAUGGCCAUACAGUCGCCGAAUGCCACAACCUCCACAAUCAGAUCCAGGCCCUCAUGAGAAGUGGACGGUUAACCCAGUAUAUUAAAGAGAUAGGCAGGCCUGACACUUCACAACCCAACCCUGCUUCUGCCCCGACACCACAAGCAGCAGACUCCCUGCGUACGGCCACCACAAACUCACAAGAACCUCUCAAGCAAGUCCCCAUGAUACACGGGAUCAUGGAGCUCACUGAGGAAUAA